UUGUUGGUUCUCCAUGAGGUGGUGCUGUAAAAUUUUGUUCAGUCACUCACACACUCAUUCUCUGCACUGAAGCAAGUACGGCAAUCUGUUAAUUUUAGGGAUGGAGGAAGAAAUCUGUUAUUCUACGGUUGUUUUUAAAAAUGCUGAUACAGCUCCAAAAGAGAAAAAAGAGGACCCAACAAUUUAUUCUGAGGUGAAACCUGAAGUGACAGCUGCUACUGUACCAAAAGCAGAUGGUGAAGCAGCUGCAUGCUCUCACUUUCGUGUGUUGGCGGUGUGUUUGGGGAUACUCUGCGUCCUCCUGGUGGUGGGCAUCAGUGCCAUCAUCUACAUCAGUGUGGUAAUGAACAAACAGAAAGUCAACCUCAGCGAACUCAAGGCCCAAAAUCAGCAGCUGAACACGGAGCGGAGCAUCUUACAGAGAGAGACAGAGGAGCUGAGCAGAGUCACAGACAAUUUCAGCUGGACGCUGGGAGUCAUCUUGAAGUUUGACACCUUUCCAGUAAGCGAAUACUGCCCAAACAAAAAGUGUCAGCCGUGUCGGAAAGACUGGAUUCUGUUUCAGGAAAAGUGCUACCUGUUUUACGAUAAAAAGUCUCCAUGGAAGACAUGGCAAGAGAGCCGAGAGUACUGCCAGAAGACAGCUGCAGAUCUGGUUGUAGUUGAUAGUCUCGCUGAGCAGAAAUUCAUCAGUACUCAAAUCAAGUACUACUACGACAAGUUUCAUGGAUACUGGAUUGGGUUAUAUGAAAACAAAGACAAAAACUGGGUCUGGCUUGAUGGACGUAACGACACUCUACGGUUCUGGAUGCUGGAGCAAAUUGGUACCCCUGGUCCAUGUGCACUGAUGAUCCCCAGGAGCAGUGACACAGCCAACUGGGACCCAGCAGAGAGUAUAAUGCAAAACAAAUUCGUCUGUGAGAGCGACGUUCUGAUAAGGUCUAAUUAGCAUUACCAACAUAUUCUUUCUCCUCGUGUUGCAUCCAAAAUUACAUCUCAGUUUAAAAGAUAUCAAUAUAAAGCAAUAAUAGGCUAUAUUAACAAUGAUCUUUAAAUAGCUUGAAGACAAUUUGUGUUUUCAUUAUUGUGUCUUCUUGAAAUUUGUCAGAUGUCUUUUUGAAUAGAUGUCCAGUUUGCCUGAAGGUGUGAAAGGUGAAGACCUAACAAAUGAUGACGAAUCAGACUAUAUCUUCUACAGUUGUUAGUAUUCACUCUCAGAUGAGCAGCCAAAACCUGUAAAAACUAAUGAUUUCUAGAGUUUAGGAGUCACAGAAUAUACACAAAAAGCCCAGCCCAGCUGAUUCACUGUGGGCAAUUUAAUCAUCUAUCAGUGUAAUCAAAUUUAA
This is a messenger RNA of Epinephelus moara (kelp grouper), 1346 nucleotides long. RefSeq names its product natural killer cells antigen CD94-like. Lineage: Eukaryota; Metazoa; Chordata; Actinopteri; Perciformes; Serranidae. The transcript has 7 exons. The record is from RefSeq and is a predicted model, not a curated record. The coding region runs from base 101 to 949 and encodes 282 amino acids.